Molecule: messenger RNA, 3514 nt
Organism: Mus pahari (shrew mouse)
Lineage: Eukaryota; Metazoa; Chordata; Mammalia; Rodentia; Muridae
Gene: Lingo2
Product: leucine rich repeat and Ig domain containing 2
Exons: 9
Coding region: 1377-3197 (606 amino acids)
Cellular component (GO): plasma membrane
Molecular function (GO): protein binding
Source: RefSeq, a predicted model, not a curated record
GUGUAAGCCGGGCGUGUGUGCGCGCAGUCCGCGCGCUGAGUGUGGCCGCCGGGACCCAGCAGCCCGCCGCCCGCCCGGUGUCCCUCCUUCCCAGCUCCUCAGCCACCUCACCGGGGCCUUCCACCACCCAUCCCUUGGCUUUGCAGCCUCCUCUCAAAGUUUCCUUGGCGCAGAAGCUUAGGCGCAACGGCAGGAGCCAAGACGCCUUGGUGGUGGAGCGCGAUCCUCGGCGUGGCUCUACUGCCAGCACCUGCUCUGCACCGAACCCGCUUGAGCGCAGGUUUUCUUUCCACUUGGCGGGAGCAGGGGGAGGGGUGCGGUGGUGAGAAUCGGAGAGGAGCCCCGGCUCCUGACGGCUACCCAGCUUGGCUACCCAACGCAUUUGUGGGGUCACGGAAGAAAACUGGAUCUGCAGCCAAGUUGCCUGAGCAGGGACAGGGAAGGUUUCCACGGCCAUCCAAGGUUGUCCCUGUAUCAGUCGCCACAGGCGCGUAGGUUUGGAGACACCUAGACUGUCAGGGCUUUAGAACCGACAUUCCCUCCCUGACCCCUUUGAAAGGAAAAGCUGACAGAGCUGAGGCAGGGGGACGCCUGGAAGAAGCCCUGAGAUGCCUGUGAGCUUCAUCCUCCUUGGCUUUGGAUUUUAAGGACACGAAGGGGCAUGAACAACAUGUCAAGGAAACCUGAUGAUGAUGGUUUCAAGAUGUAGAAUCCUUACAUGUGAAGUAUCCCAAAUGAAGUUGAGGAAUCUGGAUUGAAAGUGCAUCAUAUUGUGGAAUUGGAGAGUGACACAGGAAGACAGCAUCAUGAGUUCUUGGGGCUUCUAAGCUACUCUGGAUUUUUAACAUACGAGCAUAGUGAACUAAUCAUAAAAAGAGGUUCUAAGAUCAAGAGUGCAGGUGGCGACCAGCAUGAGGAGCCCAGUUCAUGUUGAUGAAGUGAAAGAAGCAAAAUGCAGUGUUCAAGGCAUGUUUCAAGCACUUAGCUGGUGGGACUCUGAGAGAUGCUGCCGCCCGUGACAUGGUGGAGUUAUCAUGAUCACCGACUCAGUUCGGAUUUCACCCAGUGACCAUGAGCUCUGUCUGGUAGACGACAGCAGGGGUUGGACUUUUAAAGAGGAGCAAACCAGGAGGAACACAAUGAAGUAAAGAUCAGAUCAUGAGCAUCCUUUCUGUGAAGGAGGGUAAAUGAAAACCAUCAAAUCUGCAACCUGGGGAUGGUUCAAUGGAUAAGAAAGCUUGCAGAGGGAACAAGAAGACCUGAAUUCAAAUUGCCAGCACCCACUAUACCACUCCCACUAUUCCUUCUACACAGUUCUUUUAAAAGACAAGCAACAGACAGGCCCGUAACCAAGGUGUAGACUAAGAAGUGGAGUCAUGCUUCACACGGCUAUACCAUGCUGGCAGCCAUUCCUGGGUCUGGCUGUGGUGUUACUCUUAAUGGGAUCCACCAUUGGCUGUCCUGCUCGCUGUGAGUGCUCCGCCCAGAACAAAUCCGUUAGCUGCCACAGGAGACGCUUGCUGGCGAUCCCAGAAGGCAUUCCCAUUGAGACCAAAAUCUUGGACCUGAGCAAAAAUCGACUAAAGGGCAUAAACCCCGAAGAGUUCAUCUCAUAUCCGCUGUUGGAGGAGAUAGACUUGAGCGACAACAUUAUCGCCAAUGUGGAGCCUGGGGCAUUUAGCAAUCUCUUUAACCUGCGUUCCCUCCGCCUAAAAGGCAAUCGCCUUAAGUUGGUCCCUUUAGGAGUAUUCACGGGACUGUCCAACCUCACCAAGCUUGACAUUAGUGAGAAUAAGAUUGUCAUUUUGCUGGACUACAUGUUCCAGGAUCUGCAUAACCUGAAGUCUCUAGAAGUGGGGGACAAUGAUUUGGUUUAUAUCUCACACAGGGCCUUCAGCGGACUACUAAGUUUGGAGCAGCUCACCCUGGAGAAGUGCAACUUGACAGCGGUACCAACAGAAGCCCUCUCCCAUCUCCGCAGCCUCAUCACCCUGCAUCUGAAGCAUCUCAAUAUUAACAAUAUGCCUGUGUAUGCCUUUAAAAGAUUGUUCCACCUGAAAAACCUAGAGAUCGACUAUUGGCCUUUGUUGGAUUUGAUGCCAGCCAAUAGCCUCUAUGGUCUCAACCUCACGUCCCUUUCGAUCACCAACACCAACCUAUCCACUGUCCCCUUCCUCGCCUUUAAACACCUUGUAUACCUGACCCACCUUAACCUCUCCUACAAUCCCAUCAGCACUAUUGAAGCUGGCAUGUUCUCUGACCUGAUCCGCCUACAGGAGCUUCAUAUAGUGGGGGCCCAGCUCCGCACUAUUGAGCCUCACUCCUUCCAAGGGCUCCGCUUCCUCCGUGUGCUCAAUGUAUCUCAGAACCUGCUGGAAACAUUGGAAGAGAACGUCUUCUCCUCCCCUAGGGCUUUGGAGGUCCUGAGCAUUAACAACAACCCACUAGCCUGUGACUGCCGACUCCUCUGGCUCCUGCAGCGACAGCCCAACCUGCAGUUUGGGGGCCAGCAGCCCAUGUGUGCCGGGCCGGACACCAUCCGUGAGAGAUCAUUUAAGGAUUUCCAUAGCACUGCUCUUUCUUUUUAUUUUACCUGUAAAAAACCCAAAAUCCGUGAAAAGAAGUUACAGCAUCUCCUCGUGGAUGAAGGGCAGACGGUCCAGCUGGAGUGCAACGCUGAUGGAGACCCACAGCCCAUGAUUUCCUGGGUGACACCUCGAAGGCGUUUUAUCACCACCAAGUCCAACGGAAGGGCCACUGUGUUGGGUGAUGGCACCUUGGAAAUCCGUUUUGCCCAGGAUCAAGACAGUGGGAUGUAUGUUUGCAUCGCGAGCAACGCUGCUGGGAAUGAUACCUUCACAGCAUCUCUCACUGUGAAGGGAUUCACGUCAGACCGCUUCCUUUACGCAAACAGGACCCCUAUGUACAUGACGGACUCCAACGACACCGUUUCCAACGGCACUAACGCCAAUACUUUCUCCCUGGACCUUAAAACAAUACUGGUAUCUACAGCCAUGGGCUGUUUCACAUUCCUGGGAGUGGUUUUAUUUUGUUUUCUCCUUCUUUUUGUGUGGAGCCGAGGGAAAGGCAAGCACAAAAACAGCAUUGACCUUGAGUAUGUGCCCCGAAAAAACAAUGGUGCUGUUGUGGAAGGGGAGGUGGCUGGACCCAGGAGGUUCAACAUGAAAAUGAUCUAAGGGCCCACCACACACUACUGUCUCUGUGGUACUGUUGGUUGUGAGAGUGAGACGUCUGAUAGAGUGAAUCGAUCACAAGGUUAUCGGGCAGCUUCCCGCAGCUGCCCUCUGUGUCAAAGCAGGGUCCAUGGAAGCAGGAAGACUUCUCAUGGAGACUGGCUGAUGAGAGGCAGGCAGGCAUGUGUCAGAGCCCUUCACACAGUGGGAUACUAAUUGUUUGCAUUGCAAAUAUUGGCAUUCUGGGGAUCUCAGUAAUGAACCUGAACCUUUGGCUCAUGCUGAUGGACAAUGAUCCAACAUUUUCUACCACUGCAAAA